CCAGGCUGCUGGGGGUGGAAGCAUGUGUGCUAUAAGAGGGCCGCCCUGCACAGGGCUGGACAUACUUGGCUCCCAACCUAAUCUGGAUCCCAGAUUAGACCAGACCCUCCCCAGCCCCAACAGGACAGGCCCUUCCUCCACCUGGCUGCCCCAGACGCUCAGAGAGGCCACAUGGCAGGUUCCCUUCUCACGCCCCUGCUGAUCCUACUGUUGUCCUUAGCCCUGGGAUCUGCAGAUAGACAAGCCCAGGAUGAAGGUAAUAGGAUUAUUGAAGGGGUUCCAUGUCCAAGAGACUCUCAUCCCUGGCAGGUGGCUCUGCUCAGGGGCAGUGAGCUCCACUGUGGAGGCGUGCUGGUCAACAGGAUGUGGGUGCUCACCGCCGCCCACUGCAAGAUGAAUGAGUACAACGUGCACAUGGGCAGUGAUCGGCUGAGCGAUAGGAGAUCCCAGAAGAUCAGGGCCACAAGGUCAUUCGUGCACCCCAGCUACUCCACGCAGACAAACGUUAAUGACAUCAUGCUUGUGAAGCUAAGUCGCCCGGCCAGGCUGUCAUCAAACGUGAGGAAAGUCAACCUGCCGUCCCGCUGCGAACCCCCUGGGACCACAUGUACUGUUUCUGGCUGGGGCACCACCACCAGCCCUGACGUGACCUAUCCAACGCAGCUCAUGUGCACAGAUGUCAGGCUCAUCUCCUACCAGGAGUGCAAGAAAGUUUACAAGGACCUGCUGGGCAAAUCCAUGCUGUGUGCUGGCAUUCCCAACUCCAAGACCAACGCCUGCAAUGGUGACUCGGGAGGACCACUGGUUUGCAACAACACCCUUCAAGGCUUGGUGUCCUGGGGAACUUUCCCUUGUGGUCAACCCAACGACCCAGGUGUAUAUACCCAAGUCUGCAAGUACACUGACUGGAUAAAUCAGACCAUGAGACAGCAUCGCUAAUCUAUCGAAACUCCCAUCUCUCCAUGAGAUCGCCUUGAACAGGAAAUUCACAGAAAUAAUGACAUCGAUGACCUAGAGUCAUAUUUGAUUUUACCUUUCCUCAAAGGCUCAUCAAAACCUCGACAAUAUGACAUGUGUGUAAACCAAUUAAAUUAGAAAAAAAAAAAGAACCUCAUACCCACCAAAGCAAGAAACACAAAUACCUCAGUUCUGGUAAAGAUGCAGUGAGACCAGCAGUCUCAACCACUGGACUUUUAUAUUGAUACAAUUUGUACCGAAGGCAGUUGAGCAAGGUGAAUCUAGACACUUACUCACCACAUUUGACCUAGUAAUUCUAGUAACUCCAAAACAUGGAGCAAGGUGUGAAUUCAUCACAUUAUUUGUCAUAGUAAAACAGUGGAAACUGA
Rhinolophus ferrumequinum (greater horseshoe bat) is the source of this 1346-nucleotide messenger RNA. Its product is annotated as kallikrein-7-like. Gene Ontology annotation, biological process: positive regulation of antibacterial peptide production; proteolysis. Gene Ontology annotation, molecular function: serine-type endopeptidase activity. Bases 172 to 939 code for a protein of 255 amino acids. Lineage: Eukaryota; Metazoa; Chordata; Mammalia; Chiroptera; Rhinolophidae. The transcript is spliced from 6 exons. The record is from RefSeq and is a predicted model, not a curated record.